CGACCCUGUGGAUCAGCUGAAGUUGUAGUAAAUUAAUAUUGCGCCGCGUUGGAUUUAAUUCAUAAGGUUUUAACGAUGACAGAGGGAACAUGCCUUCGUAGGAGGGGGGGACCGUACAAGACGGAGCCAGCGACAGACCUGACCCGCUGGAGGCUGAGUAACAUAGAGGGCAGGCAGACAUGGCGCUAUGUAGAGGACCAGUACACAUCAGACAGGGAGCAGACCAUGCUGGAAGCCCAUUCACUUGGUUUGGAUACGAGUAAGUUCAUCCCUGGCUCUCCCUUGGCCCACACUGCGGUGGAGUCAGCCCUGAAGGGCAUGGCAUUCUACAGCCAGCUCCAGGCAGAGGAUGGCCACUGGGCAGGAGACUACGGAGGACCCCUCUUCCUGCUACCAGGUCUCCUGAUCACCUGUCACAUAACCCAGAUCCCUCUCCCUGAGGCCUGGAAGAAGGAGAUGGUGAGAUACCUGCGCUCUGUCCAACUGGCUGACGGAGGCUGGGGCCUACACAUUGAAGACAAGUCCACAGUGUUUGGCACGGCCCUCAGCUACACCACCCUGAGGAUUCUGGGAGUGGGACCGGAUGACCCGGAUAUGGUUCGGGCCAGGAACAACCUGCACAGCAAAGGUGGCGCUGUGGGCAUCUCCUCCUGGGGUAAAUUCUGGUUGGCCAUCCUCAAUGUGUACAGCUGGGAAGGAAUGAACACACUCCUCCCGGAGAUGUGGCUGUUCCCUACCUGGUUCCCUGCUCACCCAUCCACUCUCUGGUGCCACUGUCGCCAGGUCUACCUCCCUAUGAGCUACUGCUACGCUGUCAGGUUUGCUGCGAAGGAGGACCCCCUGGUGCUCAGCCUCAGACAGGAGCUGUAUGUCCAGGACUAUGCCACCAUCAACUGGCCUGCUCAGAGGAACAAUGUGGCGGCAUGUGACAUGUACACACCACACAGCACAUUGCUCACCGUGGCUUACAUGGUCAUGAACGUGUAUGAGGGCCACCACAGCAGCGCUCUACGAGGAAGAGCGGUCAAAGAGCUGUACGACCACAUACAGGCUGACGACCGUUUCACCAAGUGCAUCAGCAUCGGCCCAAUCUCCAAAACGAUCAACAUGCUGGUGCGCUGGCUCGUGGAUGGACCCUCCUCCGCUGCCUUCCAGGAGCACGUGUCCAGGAUCCCAGACUACCUCUGGUUGGGAUUGGAUGGUAUGAAAAUGCAGGGGACCAAUGGAUCACAGCUAUGGGACACGGCUUUCGCAGCUCAGGCCUUCCUAGAGGCAGGGGCUCAGGACAACCCCAGGUUAGAAGAGUGUCUUAAACACGCCCACCAGUUUCUCACCAUCACACAGAUACCUGACAACCCCCCCGAAUAUCAGAAAUACUACAGACAGAUGAACAAGGGAGGGUUCCCCUUCAGCACGCGGGACUGUGGCUGGAUCGUGGCCGACUGCACGGCAGAGGGCCUAAAGUCAGUGAUGCUUCUGCAGGAACACUGUCCCUUCAUCAGUCAGUACGUCCCCUCAGAGCGCCUGUGUGACGCCGUCAAUGUGUUGCUGAGCAUGAGAAACAGUGACGGCGGUUUUGCCACUUAUGAGACCAAGCGAGGAGGGAGACUGUUGGAGCUACUCAACCCCUCAGAGGUGUUUGGUGACAUCAUGAUAGACUACACCUACGUGGAGUGCACCUCAGCAGUCAUGCAGGCUCUGAGACACUUCCAGCACAUGUACCCUGAAUACCGGACAGAGGAGAUCAGGUCCACUCUGAGAGAAGGAUUGGAGUACUGCCGGAGGGUGCAGAGGCCUGAUGGGUCGUGGGAAGGAUCCUGGGGAGUGUGCUUCACCUAUGGGGUCUGGUUCGGCUUGGAGGCCUUCGCCUGCAUGGGUCACACCUACCAUGAUGGCAGUGGUGUGUGUGAGGAGGUGCAGAGUGCCUGUGACUUCCUGGUGGCCCACCAGAUGGAGGAUGGGGGCUGGGGCGAGGACUUUGAGUCCUGUGAGCAGCGUCGCUACGUGCAGAGUGCUAACUCCCAGAUCCACAACACCUGCUGGGCCCUGCUGGGCCUCAUGGCUGCCAGGUACCCAGAUGUACAUGUGAUUGAGAGAGGAAUACAGCUGUUGAUUGACAAGCAGCUGCCCAAUGGAGACUGGCCACAGGAAAACAUCUCGGGCGUGUUCAAUAAGAGCUGUGCCAUCAGCUACACCUCCUACAGGAACGUCUUCACCGUGUGGACGCUGGGACGUUUCUCAAAACUCUACCCCUCCAGCCCUCUGGCCGGGAAGGUCAAGCUGUGAGGUCAGGGGUCACCUAAAGGUCAAGGGGUCAGCAGAGAUGAGAACAGUGCCCUUUCUAAUCUCUACAUAAAGAACGGUCGUAAACAGGGUUGGGGAGUAACGGAUUACAUGUAAUCCAUUAAAUGUAACUGAUUAUAAAAAUGUUUUUACCUGUAAUCCGUUAACAGCUAAAAUAUUGUAUUCAGAUUACAGAUACUUUUGAAAAACUAGAUGAUUACUUCUAGGAUUACUUUUUCUUAAUGGCAUUCAAAUGAGCUUAAGUUUGUUCCACCUGAGAGAGUCUGACCACAAGUCAGAGACCACUAUGAUGACCCACCAAAUGCGUUUGAUGGAUCGCGGGAAAAGAGCAGGAAUAAGCUUUUGUAGGCUACAGUCCAAGUUAUGUCUUCCAAUGGUGUGACUGUCGGCAUCAAAGAUUAUACAUCCAACUUGAAUAAACGCUUGGAGGUAAGGACGA
Coregonus clupeaformis (lake whitefish) is the source of this 2743-nucleotide messenger RNA. RefSeq names its product lanosterol synthase (2,3-oxidosqualene-lanosterol cyclase) (gene lss). Bases 76 to 2286 code for a protein of 736 amino acids. NCBI's taxonomy places the organism in Eukaryota, Metazoa, Chordata, Actinopteri, Salmoniformes, Salmonidae. The transcript has 22 exons. The record is from RefSeq and is a predicted model, not a curated record. Gene Ontology annotation, molecular function: lanosterol synthase activity. Gene Ontology annotation, cellular component: lipid droplet. Gene Ontology annotation, biological process: cholesterol biosynthetic process; triterpenoid biosynthetic process.